AUUUUGAAAAAUGUAUAGCCAUUAACAGAUUCCUUCAAGAAAAAGAAAAAAAAAACCCAGAUAAAUUUGAUUAAAAAGUAAAAGAGAAAGGUAAUCCCAAUUCCCAUGCAAUAAUUCAAAGAAAAGAGAAGAGAUUCAAGACGGAGGGAACAUUUUACUUUUUGUGUUGUCCGAUCAUCCAAAUUUCAAACUCAAACCCUAAUUGGUUUGAUCUCAAAUUGACCCUUUUAUUGAAUACCAAGUUUUGCCUUAAUGGAGGUUAAGCUAUGGAAUGACAAGCGCGAAAGAGAAAUGUAUGAGAAUUUUGCAGAGCUAUAUGCCAUUAUCAAAGCAACAGAGAAGCUUGAGAAGGCUUAUGUAAGGGAUAUCAUUUCAUCAUCCGAGUAUGAAACCGAGUGCCAAAAGCUUAUUGCCCAUUUCAAAACCUUGGCUUUUACGCUCAAAGACACGGUCCCCAGCAUUGAACGCUUUGCAGACACAUAUAAGAUGGAUUGCCCUGCUGCUAUAAACCGACUUGUAACCUCUGGGGUGCCUGCUACCGUUGAGCACCGAGCUGCAGCCGCCACAUCUGCUACUAACUCGGCUGCCAUUGUGGCUGAAUGCGUGCAGAAUUUUAUCACUGCCAUGGACUCGUUGAAGCUCAAUAUGGUGGCAGUUGAUCAGGUGCAUCCUUUGUUGUCUGACCUCUCCGCAUCUCUCAAUAAGCUUGGCAUUUUGCCACCUGAUUUCGAGGGGAAGAUGAAGAUGAAGGAAUGGAUUUCACGGUUGUCGAAAAUGGGCGCGGCUGACGAGCUAACGGAACAGCAAGCUAGGCAGCUCCACUUUGACUUGGAAUCUUCAUACAAUUCCUUUAUGGCUGCUUUGCCUAGUGCCUGUACUUGAAUCGAUCCAACAUACCCUUUUUUUUUAUCUCUGGAAACUGGUGUAUUCUCUGUGAUGUUUUAGGAUUAUUAAGUUGGUAGCAGUGUAUAAAUUUAGCGAAUUAUCGGAUUGUUGAACUCAAAGAUGCCUAUUAAUGUGCUGAACAUGGAGAAAAUGUUUAUGUUGUCAAUCUAUGAUAAUAUAUUUGUGCUU
Molecule: messenger RNA, 1074 nt
Organism: Gossypium raimondii (Peruvian cotton)
Lineage: Eukaryota; Viridiplantae; Streptophyta; Magnoliopsida; Malvales; Malvaceae
Product: vacuolar protein sorting-associated protein 28 homolog 2
Exons: 2
Coding region: 253-882 (209 amino acids)
Biological process (GO): protein transport to vacuole involved in ubiquitin-dependent protein catabolic process via the multivesicular body sorting pathway
Cellular component (GO): ESCRT I complex
Molecular function (GO): protein-containing complex binding
Source: RefSeq, a predicted model, not a curated record